Messenger RNA from Pocillopora meandrina, 7205 nucleotides. The record is from the annotation of a GenBank genome assembly. NCBI's taxonomy places the organism in Eukaryota, Metazoa, Cnidaria, Anthozoa, Scleractinia, Pocilloporidae.
AUGGCGAUCUAUCGGUGCCAUGUUGUAACAAAUCCUUGGAGGCCAAAGCUAAAACGAAGAGGUGCAGUAAUAUGGGUGUCCUUCGUGUGGCUGGCAGCUUUUAUUUUUGUUAUUCCACUCAUUGUUGUUGGUAAAAUAACAAAAGAUGGCAAAUGUAAAGAAUAUUGGCCUUCCCUUGCUCAUCGCCAGGCAUACACCGUCUCACUCCUCACAGCACAGUAUAUUUUACCGCUGCUGAUAAUAGCAAUUUGCUACAUACGAAUAUGGCUUUUUAUGAGAAAUCGACCGGUGUUUCCGAGAAACAGCAAUUUAUUCACUAACAGACGAAUCCUGGGAGUAAAAAAUACAAGAGAGAGUAUGAUAAUACUGAAAACCGUAGCAGUAAUUGUGUUCUUGUUCUCGGUAUUGUUGCUGCCAAAUCAAGUCGCGUGGAUGCUGUUGGAUUUCAGAAAUGUUUCCUAUGAAGAGCUCUGGUUUGUUGCAGAUAUAUUUUCAAGGCUCCAUAGCUGUCUAAACCCAGUCGUUUAUGGAGUGAUGAAUAAACAGUACCGUCGUAAUUACGUCACGUUUUUAACACGCGCCCUGUACUACGGUCACGUGUCACGUGUCGCGCAGGCGCCAACAUAGGAUGAAAGAUACAUAGUUUAUUCACUAUCGCUCAGAAACUAAAAAAUUGAAUUACACGCUUAUUAAAAAAGACGAUAUCAAUAGUAGCAUUAAAAAGAAGUAUCAGUGGUAUAAAGCAAGUUUUUAUGGAAAUAUGUUUGUACAUCUGUUACGGUUAUAAAUAAAAUAUUUCGAUUAAAUAUAAAAUUCUGACAAAAUAAUUUAGGCUUUAAGGGCAUUAAAAGUGAUAAAACUGUUAAGAAAGAUUUCUGUCUUGAACACGGGCUUAAACUUCUGUUUGUUUCUAAAGUUCAAAGUACUUGUGCUACGAACAGGAAGAAGGUCGUGGAGCUUAUUCUCUUCACUCUGAAGAAGUUAUUGAAUAAUUUAUAAAAUAGUUCCUGACGGCGAUCUGAAAUUUAUGUAGGCCUGAUUCAGACAAUGCCUCAUUCUAUGAGCAAAAGGGAAAGACGAUGCGAAUUACUCGCUCUUGUUCUCCUUCAUUCUCGUUGGAAAGGUACGUAGGGAGACAAGACAUGCAUACUCUGUGAUCGGUCAAAUACAAGUGCAGAAAAACUGCUCUAACUCACGGGUACCCAGACCAGAUCGUUUAAGUUAUGUCACAUUAAUGAUUUAUGCCACUGGGGAGUCACGUGUCUCUUACACUCGUCUCACGUCACUGAUGUCACCAAAAAGAGAAAAAGAAGAAACAAGAAUCUAACAGCUGAGUGAUCUCGUCAUAGAGAAAAAUAUGCAUUCACAGGGGCUAUAAUUCAAGGUGACAGAAACACACAAGCCUUUUUAAAAUCCUGGAAAGAAAAUAGCUGGCUAUUUGCAGGAUCAAUUUAUAUCGGAAACAAUAGCAGAAGUAAAAAGACUUUUUACAGAAGAAGUGCAGUUCUAAAGAAGUAGACGUUAAGAUUCAUUUUGUAGACUACAAGCAGUCCGAUCUUUUUGGCGAAGUCCGUCGCGCGAGGAAAAAAAUCUGUGAAAAGAAAAUGAUUUUAGUGCGCCACGGAACUCUAGAAGUGAGGUACGCAGACAUCAAUUAUUUUUUCCACUGAUCAUUUCCCUUUACUUGCGCGUUGGACUUCGGCAAAAGGAGAGACUGCUCGUUGUCUAUUCCUGCUCAAACCUGAUUGAAAACUGUGCACGACUUGUAUAUUAUUUGUAACGAUCACUCGAAGCUCUAAUCUUUGACAUAAGCACCAUCAUGGUAUUAACUUGUUCAUAAUCGGAAAGCAAUGCAAUAUCGUUCUCUAAUCUAUUUAUUAAUGUGCGCUCAUCUGCCUCAGCAAAUUUAGACAAGCAUAUAUAUGAGAACUUAAUUGUCAACCUUCUUGUCUUAUAUCUUAAAUGUACAUAAUGUUUGUUGAGUUAAAUCUGGUUUAAAUAUCAGUUAUUUCUUUAACUUUCCAAAUAAAAUUAACUCAUUGAUUCGUAUAUUUCAGUUACAUCUGUUGAUAAGGGCUAAAUUUUGAAGAUAUUAUUUUCAACCGAAGUAUUAACAAAAAUCUAAAUGAACGCAAAUUGUAACUACAUUACAAUCACUUUAUAUAAAUAUUCCUUAGAGUUCAAUAUUGAAGCCUUGAUUUUCCUGUUUCAUAAUGAAAUGGCGCAUCGGUGCAGGGGAAUGGGAUUUAUAAGAAAUUGUCCUAAGGCCCGGAUAUGGAUUGAUUCUCUAAAAUGGAAAAGCGGGGCUAUACGACUCAAUUAAAUACAAAGGGCUCAUAAGUUCAUAGCAAGGAGUUCUCUGUAUAAACUGAUGAAUGAGUCAUUCAUUUUUCAAUAUCUUUUCAUGAACUAAUCUUACUUCGUUACAAAAGCUAUUACUUUUCGCCUCAGUCUCCCUGCCGACAGGCAUCUAAUUUUUUCUUGGUUGACUUUUUUUAAAACAAUUGUGGAACAAGAGAUUAAGGAAUAACUUAAGAAAAUCGUGUUUCCGACUGUCUGGCCUUUAAACAUUGUCCUUAGCCCGUUGAAACUCAAAUUAGUCUCUUAUAUCUUAGUUUAUUCCAAUCAUUUUACCCGACUCAGCGCUGUAAAGUCGAGUUCAAGUCCUCUCGCGGCCUAUAAAAACUGUUUUUCGUAACAUGAUCGUGUCUUUUCUAUAAUUUUUUUGGUAAAAAAUCAAAGCCUAUUGUAACUUAUUACGUAUGGUGAAUGAGACACCGUUCUUAAAAUAGCUGCGCAGUAUUACUUCGAAUUAAAUUUAGACUGUGAAAUAUGUCACUGGGAGGAUGCUUGUUUCAGGACGACUUCUCUUAGUUCAUGAACUAAGUUUUACUCUUUCCCUUUAGAUUUUUCAGGUGAAAAAACCAUCUUCGAUUCUUCAGGAGCCUCACGGUUUCUUCCAGUGUAUCCGAAAUUCUAGGCGGGUCCUACAGUUGCAGUUCGCCGCAUCAAACAUGGAGAAAGCAAAAGUACCUUGAUACAUCUCCUAAACUGUCUGCUCUGAAAACAGUAGAUGAUCGGAUUAACAGCUGAGUUUAAAGUUACUAGGAGAACGGUUGUCGUGUGAACUAUGUCGCCUGCAGAGUUUAACCCAUAGAAAUCAAGAACAUAGGCAAUGAGAUUGGGAAGCCAACAUACUGCGCAAACAACUGUCACGGUCAAGACCAUUUUCGUGACACGUUUGCGUGACUUGAUGACGGCGCGCUGUGAUUGUUCUACCGGUUGCGAACUUGUGACCCAGAGUUUAAAAACCACUCGGCUGUAAAGAAGGGUCAUAACAGACAACGGUAAAAUUCCGACUACAAUGAGCCAUCCAAGGCUAUAAGCAUUGAAAUACCAACCAGAGGGCCAAUCCUCGAGGCAAAAAUCUAAAUCCUCGUUGUAUUUUUUUAUCACAUAUACUGGAAGAUUCCAGAGGAUUGAAAACAGCCAACAGGUAGGUAUGAUGAAUUUGAGUUUGGCCUUUGUGAUACGUUUUUUCUCGUCGUGUGGGUACAACACCGCAAAAUAUCUUUCAACUGCAACAGCAAUCAGUGAUACCACCGAGACCACGGCCCCGGUCCAUAACAGGUUCCCUCCGGUUAGGAACUUGCAGAGGUAGUCCCGGUGUGCCCCGUCGGGUGUUGGUUGGUACGUGUGAAUUAGGAUAUACCGAGGGAUCAAAAUAUAGCUACCACCAUAUCCGCGCAGGCGAGAUUCACCAACAAAUAAUUCAUGGCGCUUCUCAUUAGCCGGUUUCUCAGGACAACAAGACAGACCAGAGAGUUACUGACGAGGCUGAUUAGCACAAGAAACGAGAAAGCCACACGAAGGCUGAUUUCCGCCGCUUCUGUGUCAGUGAAAAGCGACAUGGCGUUUUUGAAACCAAUACUUUGCUAAGCAAAUCAGAUCUGAAAAUAACAAGGAAACGAAUGGUUAAUAAUGUUUUUGCCUUAGUGUUCAGAAUAAACAUUCUACGCUAAGUAAAUCAUGGGUUCUAUGAAGUUAUGUUUUAUUUGGUCGAUUCAUGGGAUAACUAACAUCAAGAGAGGAUAAGGCUCUCUUGUUAAUAAACAUUUUUCUGCUCUAACGUGUUUCCAAAGGCAUCACCUUAACAAAACCAAGAAGAUUAGCAUGCGGAAAGUUACGCGUAAACUAAAGUUCUGCGCCAUCCGCUGUCUGAGUUGACAAAAAAAAUUUCAACACAUAAACCAGUUAAAAAAAUUGAUGAUUUAUUAUUGUUUACACGAACUUUAGAGCUCCUUUACUCGAGAAUAGGUUUUCUCAUGUUCAGUGAAGUAAUCACUGUGCCGCUUUUUUACUUCAGCAUUUAGUAUUUUUUAAACAAUACUCUUUUGUGUAAUUUAUAUUCGAGUUAGAGAUGCUCUCCACAUCGUCAAACAGUCCUGAAACACGAAAUGUUAAGUUGAGUCCGACCAGUUCCCGCAAAGAAGAGAAGCGUUUGAAUCAGACUGCUGUAACAUGUGUCUUAGCUCUGACGAAAAAGAAAAGCCACCUUUAGAAAAUUUUCACGGUGGUCAAUUUACAUUGGGCUUUUUCUCCGGAAAGUAAAGCGCGGCUGGCGCCAAAAAUUGACCUCAUUUGCACAUGCCUUAGUUUUGGCGGCUGUGUUGUUUUAGACACCAAUAGAUAUUUUUACAUUUUUGAAAAGUAGUAUGCUGAAGCUGUUAACUACAAGGCUUCUCUCAAAGUGGAUCUCAUUAACGUCAAGCUCCUUUAAGCAUCACGCAAGUUUUAUUAUACAAAUACACCAGCUUGCUUUUCUAGAACAAACAAAUUCUGUAGCAAGAAAAUACUUUAAAUUUUGAUCACUCAUUCUUGAUCUGCUUACCUUUUGUAGAAUGUGUAAAAUAUAAAAUGUUCUGGUGUUACAGGGAACUGUUGAACAGAGAUGAUUGCAAAGCGAAACUGAGAAACGCAAAUUGUGAAGAUAAUGUUCGCUUGAGGAAAUUAAAGGGGGGCGUCAAUACAAUUGAUUACUAUGCUUACAGAUGUGAACAAGCUGUCACUUCUUUACAAUAGCGUGCUCAAAUAUUGAUUAAAUGCGGUGGCUAUUAAAACGUCAUGUUAAAUACAGGCUCUUUUAAUUGGUCCAGCAAUGGACUAAAGCUGGGUGUAGCUGCUUUUUUCCAGCUUCUAUAGUUUUUAAGGGGUAGAAAAAAUUAAUAAAAAAAGCUUUCGGUAGUUAACAAUAGAAGAAAAUGAAGCUCAGUCUUAAGUGUGUCUGAAAAUUCUAAGAAAUUUGAUAUAUCACGGGCGACUCAAUAUGGCAGCAUUUUCACCUCAGUAUUUAAAAUCUUCAUAUGCACCAUGAAACUUCCCGUCGUUUCUGCAGUAACUUUUAUCGUGAACUUAAAACUUUUGACAUGAUAAAUAAUUCAAUUGUGUCCCAACACUUAGACGCUGUCAUUUUCUUGAAUGAAAUUAAUACUCGGCAAGCAUUAUCUAUUACCACCGGCUAAAUAGAGCAGGCAAAAGUCACUUAUUUGUAUAACAAAUCUAAUGAUUAAAACAUUAAAAAGGGAUUUGACGCAAACUCUUGAAUAGUAACCAAGAUGAACACUUUCCACAUUACAAAUUAAUAGGACUUUCAAUUGUCUGUACAUCAGCAGCUGCUGCGACAGGCAGACGCAACAACCAUUUAAGUUCGAAACUGAUAUGCACGGCAACCUAAUAAAGGGAUGUUUUAUAAAUGGGCAGUCUGUGUACGUAUUUAUAAUAACAAUCUUCUUCUCGCUGGAGGAUACGUAGUAAAACGACAGCUUUUGUAAGUGGGAAAAGCAAUACAUGUAUUUUUUUCGCGCAGGCCGGUUUAACCAAAUUAAUUUACCCAAGAUAAAACGACUAGUAAUUAAUUUGAAGUUUUUUCGCAAAUAUUCGUUUUAUGUGAAUAUGAUUCACGCGCAACAUUUUUGGCCGACUUCCCUGCGGCAACCAUUGUGAAGAUUUUACCCAAACUAGCAACGAACUGAAAAGGUGAAAAAAAACUUUGGACUCACCAUGUGUUAAAAGCCUGUAUAACGCUGUUCAAACAUUGUGGGUCUGGUUAAUAGCUGAGAUAACAGAAAUAUCCUUGCGUUCUGUAAUCUACAUCUACCAGUUAUCAUAUCUACACUUCCUUAUUCACAGAUUGUAUCAUUAACUGACUUGUUUUGCAACUUAUUUUGUGGGCGUAGAACACAUUGUAGUAAUGGUAUACUCGUAGGUUUGUGAGCGUGGCUGCAGCACUGAAAACGUGACACAUGUACUGUGAAUAAGUUUUGGGCAGAAACGAUCCACAAAACGAACGCAUUGACCACGACUCUUUAAGCCCCGCAAUGGAGAAGAACUUGCAAUGGUGGACCGAGGUUGCAGUUAUCAUAACAGUAUUCAUCAUAGGGCUUGUAGGAAACAUACUUGUUCUUAUCACAGUUCAUCAGAGAAACGCUAGGAAGACAAUUCAUGGAACAUUUGUUAUAAGUCUGGCUAUUGCAGAUUUGGUUUUGCUGUGUUCGGACUCGCCUGUUUCUAUUUUACAACACUUCAGCCUUACGUCUGAAACAUACAACUGCAGAGUACAUCUGACUGUUGUUACAACCGGAUACAAUGCAGGACUUUUCACCAUCACAUCCAUGGCGAUCUAUCGGUGCCAUGUUGUAAAAAAUCCUUGGAGGCCAAAGCUAAAACGAAGAGGUGCAGUAAUAUGGGUGUCUUUCGUGUGGCUGGCAGCUUUUAUUUUUGUUAUUCCACUCAUUGUUGUUGGUAAAAUAACAAAAGAUGGCAAAUGUAAAGAAGAUUGGCCUUCUCUUGCUCAUCGCCAGGCAUACACCGUCUCUCUCCUCACAGCACAGUAUAUUUUACCGCUGCUGAUUACAGCAAUUUGCUACAUACGAAUAUGGCUUUUUAUGAGAAAUCGACCGGUGUUUCCGAGAAACAGCAAUUUAUUCACUAACAGACGGAUCCCAGGAGAAGAAAAUACAAGAGAGAGUGUGAUAAUACUGAAAACCGUGGCAGUAAUUGUGUUCUUGUUUUUGGUGUUGUUGUUGCCUAAUCAAGUCGCGUGGAUGCUGUUGGAUUUCAGAAAUGUUUCCUAUGAAGAACUUUGGUUUGUUGCAGAUAUACUAACAAGACUCCAUAGCUGUCUAAACCCAGUCGUCUAUGGGUGA